CUGUGUGUCGUUAGAGGACACGUGAGUGGGAAGCUGUUUCCCGGGGCUGAUGCGCGCCUGCGCAGUGAGCGGCGGCUCGGCCAAGUGUCCGCGGCGUGAAGAAGCGCAGACACGCGUCAGUCUGUGACAAGACGUGAACGGCAACACACUUCAGUGUGACAAGACACGCGUGGAAUUACCAACAUUUAAAUUUUAAAAGGAAAGGUUGGCUUUUUUUAGCGGCGACGAAGGAGACAACAAACAGAUGGAUGAAAGGAUAGAACAUUUACACGACAGACACUUCAUGGACCGCGCGGAUUUUUUGGGGGUGGACUACCCUUCUUUGUACAUGUGCAAACCGAAACGCGGCAUCAAGCGGGAGGAUGGUGGAAAGGACGCGUACAAGUUACCUCAUCGAUUAAUCGAGAAGAAGAGGAGAGAUCGAAUCAAUGAAUGCAUCGGUCAGCUGAAGGAUCUGCUUCCGGAACAUUUGAAGCUAUCGACCCUGGGCCACCUGGAGAAGGCAGUCGUCCUGGAAUUGACGCUGAAACAUUUAAACGCGCUGACCGCCGUGACGGAGCAGCAGCACCAGAAGAUCGUGGCUUUGCAGAACGGGAAGAAGACGUCCGUUCACGCCGACCUGGACGCUUUUCAUUCCGGCUUCCAGACGUGCGCCAAGGAGGUCCUGCAGCACCUGAGUCAGUUCGAGAACUGGACCACGCGUGAGCAGAGCUGCGCGCAGCUGGUCAAGCACCUGCACAAAGUCCUGGCCCAGGUCCAGUCGGGCGCGACAGCGGACUGCCAGAAAGCCGACAACCAGGUCCCCGUCAUCCAGAGGACCCAAGGCGUGGGCGGGGACGUGACGGAGAACGACACGGACACGGACAGUGGGUACGGCGGCGAGGCGGAGAAGGGCGAGGGCAAGGAGUGCGAGGGAGGCGGCAAGAAGAUCAAGCAGGAGUUCGGAGACGAUCGUCCCGCCAAGAAAGCAAAGAUGAACUGGUCCUUGAACGCAUCAUCGGAUGUGGCGUUCAUGAACUCUCUGAUGGGAUUAAGCGGCGUAGGACAGCAGACGCCCGUUUGCAUGCCUUUCUACUUCAUCAACCCGUCCGCCGCCGCCUCCUACAUGCCUUUUUUUGACAAGAGCACCAUGGAGAAGUGCGUGUACCCCACGGCGGCCGCCCUCGCCUCGCCCUUCCCGUGGCUCUACCCCGCACAGGCGGCAGCCUUCCCGGGCUUCUCCCCCCCGUGCAAGGACCCCCCGCCGUGUGGCGACGAGGCGGAGGCCAGCUCACCUGAGGAGCGCCGGGAAAGUGACGGAAGUAACGAUGACGUCAGCGGCGCGUCACAAGAAAGUCGGGGCGAUCUGCGUGACCAGUUUCCUGUUUCCUGUCAAAGCAGCUAACUUGUCUGGCAGACGUCGCGCUGUUCGUGGACACUUUAUUGUGUGGAUGCUGAGAGUCACGCACUCCACGCGUCACAGUGAGAAUCACUUGUAAUCAUAUUUUGGGUGGGCAAAUAGUUUAAUACCUAAGUCUAUGCCAGGGGUCCUCAAUAGUGAUAGUAAACAAACACAAAUUUCCCAAAUAAUGAAAUCAUGAAGCUUUUACAAAAAAAACAAAAAACGCUUAUUAUUGUAAAUAUAUCGUCCACAACGCUAAUUUAACAUAUAUAUAUAUAUA
Molecule: messenger RNA, 1661 nt
Organism: Nerophis lumbriciformis (worm pipefish)
Lineage: Eukaryota; Metazoa; Chordata; Actinopteri; Syngnathiformes; Syngnathidae
Gene: bhlhe41
Product: basic helix-loop-helix family, member e41
Biological process (GO): regulation of DNA-templated transcription
Molecular function (GO): DNA binding; protein dimerization activity
Source: RefSeq, a predicted model, not a curated record